This is a messenger RNA of Schistocerca piceifrons (Central American locust), 857 nucleotides long. Its product is annotated as zinc finger FYVE domain-containing protein 21-like. The record is from RefSeq and is a predicted model, not a curated record. Gene Ontology annotation, molecular function: metal ion binding. Bases 154 to 843 code for a protein of 229 amino acids. Lineage: Eukaryota; Metazoa; Arthropoda; Insecta; Orthoptera; Acrididae. The transcript is spliced from 7 exons.
UCAGCGACAACUAUGUAAAUUGUCAUUCUGAAAAUCUGUGGAACAGGUGUUUGCGUGUAGCAACUUUGACAUGUUUACAUCUCUUGGGUGAUAUGAAGGUGAGGCUAAUUGACGUGUUAUCAGUGUGGGAAGUAUGAAAAAUUGUACACAAGAAUGGAGAAGACAGCACCAAAAAAACUCGUGAAGUCUAAGUCGGGAUUACGAUUAGUAAAUCUCGACGGCAACUUAAGUCCAUUUACUCUGCAGGAACCUUCAUGGAUACCCGACAGCGAGGCAGCACAUUGUUCAAACUGCGAAGUCAAGUUCGAUAUGUUACGCAGAAAGCAUCACUGCCGACGCUGUGGUAACAUCUUCUGUAACUCAUGCUGUGCUACCAAGUUGGGACUUCCACGUAUGGGCUUCGUUGAUCCAGUUCGUCUGUGCAAGCCCUGUGCUGAUGUAACUGAUCGCGAGAACGAUUUCUUCAACAAUCAGCUGAAGAUACUGACAAAUGGGGCAGCUUUCUUGAUUGAAGAUCUGGGUCAGAAUGCCAGUACAUCUGGUUAUGUAAGGUGCAAGCUAUCUCGCGACCAUAGGUACCUUCUCUUUGAGGGACAUGAAACAGACAAACCAGAACCAUUGAAGCUCUCUGAAAUAAAAUCACUCUGUGUUACCCGUUAUCAAGAUUCAGGUCCAUGUGGUGUGAAGAUUGUUUACGACAAUGGUGAGAAGGAUGGGCCCUAUCGGCAGCUAAAGUUAUCUUGUGGUCAAGAAACUGAUCAAACAGCAUCUGGUCUGUGGGUGUCGGCCAUUCAUGAGGCGUUCAAACUGAUUUGUCGGCGCACCACGGGGGAGAACAGAUAACUGAAUCACAAAAA